UAUUGGCUAAUGGAAACUAAUCGACGUAGACGUGCAGCCAAUCGCAAGAGCCCGACGCAAGCGCACGCCCAAACGGCCUUUGUUCCCGUCUCCACUUCCGCUUUGCGCUGUUUGGCGCAAUGUGCUGCACGGGGAAGUGCGCCCGCUUGGUGGGGCUGAUCCUGCUGCCGUCGGCCUUGGUCUGCGUGACCGCCAACCUGCUGCUCUUCUUCCCCGAUGGCCAAAGUCUGGAAAACGAUCAGAUCUCGCUGCAGGUGUGGCUGAUGGGGGGCCUCGUCGGAGGAGGCCUCAUUAUGCUGUGCCCGAGCUGCUCCGCUAUCAGGGCCGGGGGCAAGGGUUGCUGCGGAAAGGGUUGCUGUGGCAACCGUUGCCGGAUGCUGAACUCGGUGUUCUCGUCGGCUUUCGGUCUGGCGGGCGCCAUCUACUGCGCCGGCGUGGCCUCGGCCGGCCUGGCCGUCGGACCCAAGUGCCGCGUGGCGGGUGACGUCUGGACGUACCCCUUCGAGAAGCUGGGAACGGGCGGCGAGAGCUACCUGGUGAACCGGACCUUGUGGGACGUCUGCGAGUACCCCCGCAACGCGGUGAUGUGGCACGUGGUUCUCUUCUCCGUCCUGCUGUCGGCGGGGGUGCUGCAGCUGGCGCUGUGCGGGGUCCAGGUGGCCAACGGCUGCCUGGGGUGCAUCUGCGGGGACUGUCGAGACGGCAAGGAGGUCGGCGGCGUCCCGCCCGACGGCCGACGGGCUUUUCCAACGCCGGCUAACUCUCCCUCUCCGUCGCAGGACGAAAGCGGCUUGUGAAACGGGCCGCGGCGGAAUUGUCCCGCGCAGACCAGACCGGGUUUUCUUCACCGCCGCCGCCACCGCCAAAGAAACUUCCGCUGAGAUCUUCGUAUCGCCUGAAACGCACCAAGACGUGAUCCUUCGUCAAUUCCAGAUUGUGCACCCAGCAAAUGUUUUAUGUAGUCAUGACCAGUCAUAGAUUAGAUUUUUUUUUUU
Messenger RNA from Syngnathoides biaculeatus (alligator pipefish), 995 nucleotides. It is a transcript of the gene tm4sf5, whose product is annotated as transmembrane 4 L six family member 5. Gene Ontology annotation, cellular component: membrane. NCBI's taxonomy places the organism in Eukaryota, Metazoa, Chordata, Actinopteri, Syngnathiformes, Syngnathidae. The transcript has 4 exons. The coding region runs from base 120 to 797 and encodes 225 amino acids. The record is from RefSeq and is a predicted model, not a curated record.